Clavispora lusitaniae ATCC 42720 is the source of this 2148-nucleotide messenger RNA. RefSeq lists its product as uncharacterized. Gene Ontology annotation, biological process: cytoplasmic microtubule organization. Gene Ontology annotation, molecular function: microtubule plus-end binding. Gene Ontology annotation, cellular component: cytoplasm; nucleus; microtubule plus-end. The record is from RefSeq and is a predicted model, not a curated record. Lineage: Eukaryota; Fungi; Ascomycota; Pichiomycetes; Serinales; Metschnikowiaceae.
AUGUCUGAGCACAUAGGUACACGUGUUUCUGUUCCAGGUACAACCCAAGGAUAUGGAAUCUUACGCUACAUUGGUGGCAUUGAAGGAAAAUCUGGCGUUUUUGCUGGCCUCGAGUUGCAGGGUCCCAUCGCUGCUUCGAGAGGCAAAAACAAUGGCUCUGUCGACGGCAUUCAAUACUUUGAAGUAUCACAACCAAUGUCUGGCUUAUUUUUGCCUUGGGAAAGGCUUCGAAAUGCCAACCCCAAGCUUUUAAGGGCAGAUAGACCCCAAACUCGACCAUCAAGUGUGUCAAGUCGAAGUGAAAUGCUAUACACUCCUUCUCCCCCUACCCGGAAAACCAGCUCAAGACUUUCAUAUUUGAACUAUAGAGAUAGCGGAAGCAGAGGCUCUGAUGCUACAGGGCGUGAAAGUCCGUUUAGUGGGCCCCAACAAAUUCAUGUAACAAAGCGCAAAUCAGCGAUAAACGAGAAUAACAAAAGUCCUGCGCUGUCGACGCUGUCUCUGUUAGUUGGCUCCAGGACGAGUCUGGGCGACCUAUUUCAAAAAUGUGCCCAGCCACAAGCUGAACUCCAUGCUGUUCUCCGAGAGUUGGACGAAUGUAAAUCAGCAAUGCAGAAAAAGAAUAAAGAACUUCAAGAGAAGACUCGGAUUCUUGAAGAGCUUCAAACUACCAUUGCUGAGGUAGAUCCAGUUAUGGAGGCUUAUGAAAGGUCUGUGCAAGAAAAAGACCAAAAGCUUCAGAGACAAAGGAAGGAAUAUGAUGGAGCGAGAGAAGAAUGGAGACAAAGUUUAGAUUUGAUGUUGAGCGCGCAGCAAGAAGCGGAAACUUUCUAUGAGCAGCAGAUUGAGGAUUUGAAAGAGGAGAUUGGGCGCUUAUCUCGGGCAAACACACGGGUCAACUCCACCAACGGUGAACAACUUUCGUUAGAACUUCAGAGUCUUCGAGAAGAAAAUCAGCAACUCAAGCAAGAAAUUAAUAAGAAAGGUGAGUCUAAUGGGUUAGAUGGGUACAAAAAAGAAUACGUGGAACUGCUCGAGAAAAAGGUUGAGAGGCUCCUGCAAGAUAUUUCAUCAUUGGAGUUCGUGAUAGAGGAUACAAAGAAAAAAUCAAAGGAAAAGGACGCGAUCAUUUUGCAACUCAAUUAUAAAUUGGAAGAAGAAAACCAUGAAGUUGACACAUUGCUGACCAAGAUAGAAAGUUUGACUGUCAAAGAUUUAGAACAGAAGGAAGGAGAUCAUCAAUCUCAAAUAGCGAAGUUGCAAGGUGUCAUCACUCAAUACGAAUCCAAAAUAAUGGAAUUGAAGGAGACGGUGGAGCGUAAGGAAAAGGAAUACUACGAACUACAAAAAAGGUACGUAUCUCAGGAAAAGGUGAUACAAGAUAUGGAGAACCUACAAGCAGAGCAAAACUCGUUGAUUCAGCAUCUACAAUCUGCUUCAGCUAAAGACAGCGAUAAUGACAUAGAAAGAAAUGCUUUACUGAAGCAAAUUGAAAACUUAAAGGCAGAGCUUUCGUCAGCGAACGAAAGAACAGUCGCAUAUGAAACGAAGGAGAGGGAACUUGUUAACAAGCUACAAGAGUAUGAGGCCAAGGUAAAGGAACAGGAAACGAAGGUGAAGAAAUAUGAACAGGAAGAAAUAGAUUUGCGCUCUCAAAUACAAGCGGCUAAAGAGACUCAGCCGAACGACGCAACCGCAAUGGAAAAGCAAAUCGAGGAUUUGAAGCAUGAACUCCAAAUGCGUCCGUCUUUUGACGAGCUCAAUGAACUCCAUGCUUCGUUGGAAGAAGUUGACAGGCUCCACACAAACGAGUUGUAUUUGAAGGAUAAAGAACUUUCCUCCUUGCGCGAGGGAUUUCAAAAAAUCAUGGAGGAAAACAAAAAUCUUCAAGAUAAGUUGAAAACCGCGACGAGCUUAGCAGCACUUCCGUCUACCCCAACAGUAUAUGGCUCGAAACUGUCGAAUGGACCAUCGCCCGGUUCAGGUAGCCUUCCUGACCCAGAGUCGUGGGCCAAAACAGACUCGCUCCCCGUUUAUGAGCCUGUGGUUAAGAGUGAUCCUAGUGAAGGAAGAGAAGACUGGUGUGGUCUCUGCGAGAGGGAAGGACAUAAUAGUUUGGAUUGUCCCUACGAAAACGACAUUUUUUAG